Fonsecaea erecta is the source of this 1128-nucleotide messenger RNA. RefSeq lists its product as hypothetical. Lineage: Eukaryota; Fungi; Ascomycota; Eurotiomycetes; Chaetothyriales; Herpotrichiellaceae. Gene Ontology annotation, cellular component: cytoplasm; cytoplasmic dynein complex. Gene Ontology annotation, biological process: microtubule-based movement. The record is from RefSeq and is a predicted model, not a curated record. Gene Ontology annotation, molecular function: dynein intermediate chain binding. Bases 1 to 1128 code for a protein of 375 amino acids. The transcript has 2 exons.
AUGUCGGCGCUACUGCGGAGAGUUAAGUCCACCGUUACCAUCUUCGACCCGCUUCAAAAUAAUCAACCUCGAGGUGCAUUGGAUUCGGCCGAAUCUUCAAGCAAGCCAGCAAAGCGACACCGACUGCGGAAAUCUUCUCAGUAUCAUCGUUUCAUUCCGAAUCUGCUUGACGUGAGUUCCAAUCAAAGCACUGUUGCAUCACGCCAGAGCCAGCAACAACACCUCCAAAACCGGCCCCUCACCGAGUUUCGACGCCGACUUGCACGAAAAGCCUCGACCUUUAGCUUGAGAACUAGACGUCGCCAGGGCGAGCUUGAACAGGACGAAGCGAUCCAAGAGCAAGAGAAGCUUGGGGAACUGUUGCUGGUGCAAAGUGAAAGGGAAAGGGCAAAGGCUUACGCACACGGGGAGAGACCUACCGAAGUGACCAGACUCGAAGGUGAAGAGCAAGCGUGCAGACCUGCAGGGGACGAGCCAAACGAGCAGCCAUACACAAGAGAGUCCUCGGCGACAGCAGUCCCCCCUUACGAUCCUCUCACGAAUCUCUCCGUCCCUAUCGGUCAACACCCAUUGCACUUUCAAGGAGACUCUCCACCACAAACCUCCACUGCGUUGCAAGAUCUCAUCUCCAAGACCCAAGAUACGUACAUCACCAAAUACGUGGCAGGAGGAAAGAUCGCUGUCAAGAAGAUGGCUUCGGAACAGGCUCCUCCUCCCAUACCCUACACCCGGCUCAAGGAGAUCACAGAGAACGCAUGCGAAGCCGCCCUUUCAGGGGUAACGUCUUACUCCCACCCGGACACUGAACGAUGGAACACGAUGAUCAUCAAUAGCAUCCUGGGCGCCCUCGUGGAAGAGACCACGGUCAAACCCGCCCCUGGAUCGUCGACUGCCAGCCAACCACAAUACAAAUACGUGGUCAACAGCACAAUCAUCCAGCACGCGGCCUCCACUCCGGCUUCGGCAGGCGACGACUCCAAGAAAACGAGUGGUCGUCGAGGUAUGCACGCGGCAAGUGGAGCUUACUGGAACAACGAAAAGGAUGGCAUGUGGAGCUUCAAGUACCCUGGCGCCGAUAGCAAGGGUUUGGAUGUGGUUGUCGGCAUCAUCUGGGUCUGGGUCGGUUAA